AUGCGCCAAUAUACAACGAGGCUGAAAAUGCAAAUAACAGAAAUGGCACGCACUGAGAGAUUGGAGAAAGAAAAACAAGAACUUACGCCGAUAUUUGCAUCGCACGAAGAUAAAAUGGAUUUUUAUCCAGAACACAACCUGAUCAAAAUAAGAGCAAUUGAGCUUGUCUGUCUGUGGAAUAACUACAUUGGCGUGUACAAUGAAAUGGACAGGAGCACAGGCAGCACAGAAGUGUUGAGCGUGUCAAUUAGAGAUCUUGCGCUGAGGAUACACGCGCGCGUCAAGGAGCUAGGAGAAGUUUUGUUCUACCUUCUGGAGGAGCUGGAAGACAUCGAUUUUCACGGAAAAUACAAAGACUUUGAGAGAACACAGGAGAAUCUGUGCCAAACGGCAUGCUCGAUUCUUUACAUAAACAAGAAGUCGCUGACAGCGGAUCUUCUCGAUAUUCUUAACGUAGUGGAGUAUUCGCUGUACAAGUGUCUAACAAUGGGCCAGAAAAUAGCCAAAAAGAAAGUUGCAUUGGAGGAGCACUGGGUAAGACCCAAGCAGUACAGCAUUCUCAAGUAUUUGUACAAGAACUGCAACUACAACCUUCGAGAGUAUUUGUUGGUGCACAGAUUGACAACCCGAAGCAUAGCAGAGCAGAAGAGCCUUCUAUUUGAGGUAUCCAUAGCACAGCAGUUGUACGGUGACUUUCUGAUGAACAUGAAGAACCAGUUCAUGCCAAGCAAUUUAAUGGACACACACUCGGGGAUAUAUGCAGGGCUUUCUGUGGACGGAAAAAUACAGCACCACGAGACAUCGAUAGGGCAGAGGAGAAGCACGAUAGACCAGAUCAUAAAAUACCACAAAAAAAUAAUUAAUGAAAUAGAUGUAAUCAACUGGUGUGUGGGGAAGGAGGCCAAGAACAUAAUAAACAUGGAGAAGACAAUGCAUGGAAAAUGCGAUCUCUCCAUGAAGAAGCUUUUUUCCCUCUUCGAAAGCUCAUCGAAUAGACUGAAAGAGUACGAAGUGACCCUUUCCAGGUACGCUAAGCUGGUUACAUCGUCAAAACGCUCUGAGUCUACAGUGAAUAGGCUGUUUCAGAUAAAGUCAUUGGACUUCAACUAUCUAAUCAUCGAAGGAAACUUGAAGAGUCUGAAGGAAGAUGUGCAUCUGCUCUACUCAGCAUCGAAAGAGAUCUACAACAGAAGAAACGAAGCGUUCAAGGGAGGAAGGAAUGCCUAG
This is a messenger RNA of Nematocida minor, 1227 nucleotides long. RefSeq lists its product as uncharacterized. The transcript has a single exon. The coding region runs from base 1 to 1227 and encodes 408 amino acids. NCBI's taxonomy places the organism in Eukaryota, Fungi, Microsporidia. The record is from RefSeq and is a predicted model, not a curated record.